This is a messenger RNA of Colletotrichum costaricense, 690 nucleotides long. RefSeq lists its product as uncharacterized. Lineage: Eukaryota; Fungi; Ascomycota; Sordariomycetes; Glomerellales; Glomerellaceae. Bases 1 to 690 code for a protein of 229 amino acids. The transcript has a single exon. The record is from RefSeq and is a predicted model, not a curated record.
AUGCUGCAUCGUCGACGGUUCGUCAAAACUUCAACGGUCAACCACAGCCAGAGAGACGUCGAUGUUGCGCCCUUCCAGAUUCCUUCAACAUCGAGAAAGGCAAUGUGCCCCUCCAAACAUGCACUCAUGAGCUUCAGAAAACCAUACCGGCCUGUCGCUAUUGGUUGCCUCGUCGCAGUCUCUGUUGCUUGCCACACGCUCAUCCUCCACUUCUCAAACCUUAACUACCACGAUCCCUUCCUCUCGCGGACAUUGAGGCGCCCAUUGUCGUCCAACGUCGCCUGUCGUGUGCUCCACCGAGCCGGUAAUCCGACAUUUGACUCCAACCAUGUCCAUGUUCAAGUGGGUGUCUCUGAGCGACCUUUCACAGCCCCUGGCCCGUCGGGCUCAGUCCCAUACAUCAGGUUCCAGUGCCAGUUGCAAGACUCUAUACUCUGGUGUCUGCACUUCGUACACUGCGAAUGCUGUGGCAUUGUUUGGCCAGCGGCAUAUCCAACACCAUGCCCCGUUUCAACCCAACCAACACCUCCUGCAUCUUCGGCCUCAGUUUCCCUGCAUCUACCCGCCUGUCGUGCCUCUUUCCCUGAUGGUUGUCAGUCGUCGACAAUGCAACCGCCAAGCACCAAGCCCAACUAUGGGACGUGUCGAAAACUCUGGAUUCCUCUCCGCGCCGCCGUCCCCCGGGCUUGA